Spathaspora passalidarum NRRL Y-27907 is the source of this 1189-nucleotide messenger RNA. RefSeq lists its product as uncharacterized. NCBI's taxonomy places the organism in Eukaryota, Fungi, Ascomycota, Pichiomycetes, Serinales, Debaryomycetaceae. Gene Ontology annotation, cellular component: cytosol. The record is from RefSeq and is a predicted model, not a curated record. Gene Ontology annotation, molecular function: aldose reductase (NADPH) activity. The transcript has a single exon. The coding region runs from base 128 to 1147 and encodes 339 amino acids.
UUUCGUUGCUCUUGGCAUACGAAAGAGCAAAGCAGCAAACCAAAAUGUAUUAUGGCAAAUAGUAGUAUAAAAGAGAGUCAGUUUUCUGUUCAUAACUCAAAAUUGUUCUUCCUAACGGCAAAGUAAAAUGACAGAACAAUUAGAUAGUGCCACAUCGGUUAAAUUACAAUUAAGUAACGGAAAAACCAUUCCAGCAUUAGGACUAGGAACAAUCCCACCAGAUGAUAAUCCUGGUUCAGUAAAGGAUCAAGUGAUUACAGCCAUAAAGGAAGGUUAUCGCCAUCUUGAUACCGCAUGGUAUUACGGAUCGGAAAAGUAUAUUGGAGAAGCAUUGAAGGAAUUGUUUGAUGAAGGUGUUGUUAAGCGUGAGGACUUGUUCAUCACUACCAAAGUCUGGCCAUCAUUUUGGCACAAUCCCGAGAAGUCCUUGAAUACAUCCUUAAAGGACUUGGGAUUGGAUUAUGUUGACUUGUUUUUGCAACACUGGCCAAUUACCUUGCAUGGAGACGAAAAUGGACAACCUGCUACACCUAAGAAAGACGACGGUAGUUUAAUUUACGAUGACGAUCCUGCUAAUGGUACUAAGUAUAUUGAAACCUACCACAAGAUGGAAGAUAUUCUUGAUAAGACUGACAAGGUUAAGUCAAUUGGUAUUUCGAACUAUUCAAUCAAAAAGCUUGAACAAUUCUUACCUGAAGUUAGAAAGUAUAAACCUGUGGUGAACCAGAUCGAGCUCCACCCUCAAUUACCUCAACAGGAUUUAGUUGAUUACUGCGAGAGUAGAGGGAUUGUCAUUGUUGCCUACUCUCCAGUCGGUGGACCUGGUGCUCCAGUCUUGGAAAUUCCUUUAAUUAAUGAAUUGGCUAAGAAGUAUAUGGUCACACCUAAUGAGAUUGCUGAAGCUUAUCACAUUUUAAAUAAUAGGGGUGUGCUUUCUCGUUCAGCAAACCUUUCCAGAAUCAAGACAAUCACGAGAUUACCCAAAUUGAGUAAAGAAGAGUUGAAAGCACUCUACCAAGUAGGGGUAGAUAAUCCAAAGAGAUACAACUGUGUUCCUUAUGGAUUUGGAAUUGGAUUCAGAUGGUGGACUGGUGAUUUAUAUAGUACUGACAUUGGAGUAAUGAAGCCACAUUUCGAAACUGUUUAGUUGUCUUUAUAUAGUAUAAAUCGAACUUUGUUUGCUUGUUUU